Wallemia ichthyophaga EXF-994 is the source of this 1134-nucleotide messenger RNA. RefSeq lists its product as uncharacterized. Bases 1 to 1134 code for a protein of 377 amino acids. NCBI's taxonomy places the organism in Eukaryota, Fungi, Basidiomycota, Wallemiomycetes, Wallemiales, Wallemiaceae. The record is from RefSeq and is a predicted model, not a curated record. The transcript is spliced from 3 exons.
AUGCUAAACACAGAGCUACCGGCAAAGGCAGAGCAGCUUGACAGCCUCUCCAAGAGACUUGUUCAGAACAAUGGGAUGCUGCUCAACGACUCACCCACAUUCAUCACCCCCUCGGCUGCCCAAUUUGACCUCAUUUACGAUGAUCUUCUUGAUGCGGUUUUAACGGACGACAACGUCUUGAAUCCUCCACCGAUGCGUGCAUACUCGGAGGAUCUACCACACAGCGCUAUCACUUGCAAGAGUCAGCUUUCGAACAACAACGACUCACUAAAGUCACUGCAUAUAAAACACAGGCAUCGCGAACACUGGCCACCGUAUAGCCCUAAACCCACGAUGUUUCAAUCCAACGAAGAAACUGGCACAAAUGCAAACAACACAGGCAACACAAACAACGCAGAGUCAGACAUUUCCAUAACAGCAAAUACAUCCCCUUCACCUCCGCCAUUGACAGACAUGAACUCACACAUCGCCAAAAAAGGACUGUCCCAGCGGCUGCAGUCCCCCAGAGACGAUUUCAGGCUGUAUCUCAAGGACAACUACCUUUCUGCAGCAAAACGGGAGUACCCAAUGUCAGGUAAAUUGAGACAGCUCCAGAGUCUGUCUGAACAGGCUCAGUGCAAGAUCAUUAAGAGCGAGCGUUUGUCUGAGCAGUUGCAGGUGCAGCAGCAGCAGAAAGACAAAGAAAGAGAAAAAGAAAAGGGGCAUAGAGCGCCCCUAAUCUUCACUAAGGCGCAGGCAUCGCGCAAGGCGAGCCACGCCAGCGCGGCGAGGCUUAGGAGUCACAAGAGCCUAAUGCAGAAGACACAGCCCAAGGUGAAAGAGGAAGUGGCGUAUGUAUCUGACGAGGACGAAGUCAAGAGCAAAAAAGAAAACAUUCGACCUACAGAUACACGUGUGCACUUCAAACCAGAAGAGGUGUAUCGUCAGGCAUCCGACCUCCAUCACAAAACUUCAAGCUCCACCGUUUCAACGGAAAUCUCUACUCUAAUAACACCUCCUAGCACCCAAGUGGUUUUCCCAAACCAUAUCCCUCCACAGUCACUGUCGCUGCGGUACGAAGAGGACGGUGUGCGUAAGUCUGUACGUACAAGGAUCGCUAAAGGACUGCGCAUCAACCCAUCCAUUACACGAUAG